This is a messenger RNA of Exophiala spinifera, 936 nucleotides long. RefSeq lists its product as uncharacterized. Lineage: Eukaryota; Fungi; Ascomycota; Eurotiomycetes; Chaetothyriales; Herpotrichiellaceae. Bases 1 to 936 code for a protein of 311 amino acids. The transcript is spliced from 3 exons. The record is from RefSeq and is a predicted model, not a curated record.
AUGCGUCUCUCGCCUUCAUCCGCCGUCCUACUCUUCGCUAUCUUUGUCUCAGCGUCGCCGCCGUCCGAGACCACCAGUCCCGAUUUGAUUGUGCCGGAACAUGGAGUCCACGCCAAUGCAUCGACGGCAACGACCGCAGCCGCCGGUCCAGAGACAACACCACCACCAGAAGACGACCUGGUGUUGCAGCAACUCAACAAGAGAGACAGCUCCGACACAUGUGGAGUAAUAUCGACCACGACCCUGACCUGUGCCGAGUCCAAGGGUCCCUGCGUCUGGGACCCUACUCCCGGGGGGCCCUUCGGCUGCUGUCCGAUCAAUGAGGCUGGCCAUGCCGACAGCUCAUGCAUUUUUGAGGUCAAGUGCAUCGAUUUUGCCGACUACUAUCUCGAUUCAUCGACCGAGCCUCCAGACCAGGCGACUCUAGUCUGCUUUGACAACGAGCUCUCGACCUAUGUGGAUGACAACCCCUACGACGUCGCGUUCGCAGCCGCCGGAAGUUCCGUGGUAGAGAACCACAUAGAGAUGCCAAAGUACAAGGAUAUGAUGGCGGAAAACAUGCCAGGAACACUCUCUGAUUACGAUGAUACGGACUCCAUUCCUCUCUUCGCCAUCAACGACGACCAAAGGGCGGCGGCGAUCGAACCGUUCGACUAUUUUCUCUCCGAGGUACUGGAGCUCUUGGACAGCUCCGCCAUGCUUCCACGACAGGCCGAAGACUCCGACACAACCAUCGAAAUGGAGAAAGAGUUGACAAGAACCCAGUUGAAGGCCAUGCUGUUCCAAAUGAUCGCUCUGAACCCGGACCGUUGUUCUGUGGCGCGACAGAUCAGAGCCUACACCGGCAGAGUGAAUGUGACCACAACGACCUUGAACAUUGCGGCCGGCCCGCUCGGACCCUCCUUCACCACAGUGUUCGACAAGCAUGGCCACUGA